Messenger RNA from Aphanomyces invadans, 896 nucleotides. RefSeq lists its product as hypothetical. The record is from RefSeq and is a predicted model, not a curated record. The transcript has a single exon. Lineage: Eukaryota; Oomycota; Saprolegniomycetes; Saprolegniales; Verrucalvaceae. The coding region runs from base 29 to 742 and encodes 237 amino acids.
AAUCUUAGCCGAGGCGACAGACACGAGGAUGGGGCGAGGACCGGCGAAAGCGAAAAAGGAUGCGGGCUCGAGCAAGCGCGGUGCUGCCAGUGCCGCUGCGGCAGGAAAGCAAACCCGCAAGCCCCGCAAGAAGAAGGACCCGAACGCUCCCAAGCGUGCAUUGACUCCGUUCAUGUUCUUUGGCAAGGAGUGCCGAGAGAUUCUCAAAGUCGAAAUGCCCCACUUGGGAUUCCUGGAAGUGUCUUCCGAAAUUGGCCGUCGCUGGGCUCAAGUCAGUGAUCAGGACAAAAAGAAGUACGAAAAGAUGGCGCAGUCUGACAAAGACCGGUAUCAAGACGAGAAAGACCAGUACACGCCUGACCCGGAAUACGAAAAUGCCGGCAAGACCAAGGGUGCUCGUGGCAAGAACAAGGAUCCUAACGCCCCCAAGAGGCCACUGUCGGCGUAUUUCUUUUUCUGCCAGGAAGUUCGUCCAACCAUCCGUGAAAAGAAUCCCACCAAAUCCAUCACAGAAAUUGCCCCGUUGUUGGCCGAACAAUGGCGAUUGCUGCCUGAGAAGAAGCGCACAAAGUACCACAAACUCGCCUCGGAUGCCAAGGCAAAUUACCAAACAGCUUUGGCAACGUACAAGAACGGCGGUGUUGCUGUCGCUGACGAGGACGACGAAGUCGAAGACGUAGAAGAGGAGGUUCAAGAGGAAGACGACGAAGAGGAGGAAGAAGAAGAAGAAGACGAUGAGUAGGGUGGCGUAGACCUUAGUUAUUCCAUGUGGGGGUGUCCCAAAGAAAGGCAUCAAUUCUUGUUAUCGCACAGUGCAUCAUGCAAUUGCGUCGGUCCAACGUCCCGUUCCCUUCCCCAUAGCAUUCCCGCCAAAUCGGAAAAUUUGAAUUUCACAA